This is a messenger RNA of Neopsephotus bourkii (Bourke's parrot), 2779 nucleotides long. RefSeq names its product CCAAT/enhancer-binding protein gamma-like. Gene Ontology annotation, molecular function: RNA polymerase II cis-regulatory region sequence-specific DNA binding; DNA-binding transcription factor activity, RNA polymerase II-specific. Gene Ontology annotation, biological process: DNA-templated transcription; regulation of transcription by RNA polymerase II. The transcript is spliced from 2 exons. NCBI's taxonomy places the organism in Eukaryota, Metazoa, Chordata, Aves, Psittaciformes, Psittacidae. The coding region runs from base 167 to 619 and encodes 150 amino acids. The record is from RefSeq and is a predicted model, not a curated record.
CGUAAACGGUUCGGGUUCAGCCCUGUGCCUGCUGUUGUCCGCUCGUGCCGACAUAGGUUCAACUUGCCCUUAAUCUGUGCAAAGACCUUUUGGAAACACCUUCUAGAAACAUAACCUUUUUCAGUGUCUUAAUAAAUUCUGUUGUGUCCAAGAAAAGCCUGUGCAAAUGAGCAAGACAUCCCAACAGAACACCACUGCAGAUGCAAACGGAGUAAGUGCGAUUCACACACAAGCACACACCAGUGGUUUGCAGCAGGUUCCCCAGCUGGUGCCUGUUAGUCUUGGUGGUGGAGGCAAAGCUGUGCCUCCAAGCAAACAGGGAAAGAAAAAUUCCUUUGUGGAUAGAAACAGUAAUGAGUAUCGUCAGCGAAGAGAGCGAAACAACAUUGCAGUGAAAAAGAGCCGGUUAAAAAGCAAGCAGAAAGCACAAGACAUGCUGCAAAAAGUCAACCAGCUCAAAGAUGAAAAUGAACGUUUAGAGGCAAAAAUCAAACUCCUGACCAAGGAGCUGAGCGUACUGAAAGACUUGUUCCUCGAGCAUGCGCACAACCUUGCAGACAAUGUGCAACCUGUUGGCACUGAAACCGCCACAACACAUCCAGAAAACAAUGGACAGUAGACACUGUUGCAACAUUAUGAAAUGAACUCUCCAGGUGCAGCUUAUCUGCAAUGCCCAUGCAGUAGCCAAGCAAAAACUCUAUUCUUUUAGCCAUCAUUUUGUGGCGAUUUUCUUCUUUUUAAGUUUGACACUGAAGAUUUGAUAAAAUUAAACGAGAAACUGCUUAGGGUAUUCAUUUUAAAUAUUUUUAUCCUCUAAAAGAUGUAUCUGAUAAAUGCAGAUCUAAAGUCAUAGUCAACAAGGAGCUUAGUAUUAGGGAAGUAGCAUUUGCAUUUUCAUUUCACAGAAAUGUUCACUUACUUACCUUCUUAUAGUUUGCAUAAUGGGAGGAAUCCAGCAAGAUGGUUCACUGUAGCAUCAGAAACUCAUAAUUGGAUAAAAUGUCUUUUAAAUAACUUAGAGUAUUUAGGACCUUUGUUUUCCCCAUUACAUAUUACCAAACUGCAAAGGCUGUGGAGGGUGUUUGGUUUCCUGUGUGGUGGACAACUUUAAAUCUGUAAAGCAAGUCCUAUAAAGCACCACAUAAGGUCUUUCCUGUCCUCUUACAGGUAAUGGGAAAGGUGUGUAGUAAUAGUGAGCUGGGACGCUUACUGAUGUUUUCUAGAAAAUUAGCUAUAUAUUUAGGUGAUCCUGCCCCUCUACUCUGCUCUUGUGAGACCCCACUUGGAGUACUAUGUGCAGUUCUGGUGUCCUCAACAUAAGAAGGACAUGGAGCUGUUGGAGCAAGUCCAGAGGAGGGCCACGAGGAUGAUCAGUGGGCUGGAGCACCUCCCAUAUGAAGACAGGCUGAGGAAGUUGGGGCUGUUCAGCCUGGAGAAGAGAAGGCAAGGCUGCAUGGAGACCUCAUAGUAGCCUUCCAGCAUCUAAAGGGGGCCUACAAGGAUGCCGGAGAGGGACUCUUCAUCAGGGACUGUAGUGAUAGGACAAGGGGUAAUGGGUUUAAACUUAAACAGGGGAAGUUCAGGUUAGAUACAAGGAAGAAGCUCUUUACUGCGAGGGUGGUGAGGCACCGGAACAGGUUGCCCAGAGAAGUGGUAAAUGCUCCAUCCCUGGCAGUGUUCAAGGACAGGUUGUGGACAGAGCCUUGGGUGACAUGGUCUAGUGUGAGGCAUCCCUGCCUAUGGCAGGGGGGUUGGAACUAGAUGAUCUUAAGGUCCUUUCCAACCCUAACCGUUUUAGGAUUCUGUGAUGAUAUAUACAGGCAGUUGGCUUCCAAAUGGCAAGCGGGUCUGAAGCAUCAUGUGUAAGAGGUAAAGCAGCAGAGUAACAAAGCCUAAUUUUAAGCCUCUGUUCACAUUUCUCACACACUGACUGGGGCCUUAUGAGAACAAGAUUUUGGUUUUCAUAAAAUGUUAAAAUGCUACCGAAAACCUGUGCUCUGCAAAAUUGCAUUCUUGCUGGGGUACAGGUAUUGGGGAGAAUGAAAUAUGUGGCUUGGUUUCAUCUAUUCAGCCAGAAUGUAUGGAUCACUGCUUGUUGACAUUCAUCUCCAGUUUUGCAGCUGCUCAGACUUACAACCAAGAUCUUAUAUUUACAGUGGUUUUAAAAAUAAAUGGCCCUAGUUUGAAGAACUGAUUCAGUGGAAUUGCUAUAGCCAUCAUACAGUUGUGUGAAGGAGUAUCUUUGGUCUUGUUUUAUUUUGAUAAAAGUUUUUCUAUUAUAACUUAUAGUAUUUCUAUUAUAAUUUAUAAUGCUACUGCUAAGUCUUUGCCAUGAUCCAUAAUGAAGUGGUAUGUUCUAUACUGAGGAUUUAAACAAUACAAGUAAAGCAGGAACUUUGAUGUAACCUUAAUUUAUUUCCGUUUUAAAGUAUUUCAUUGAUGGUAUGGUCAUGUUACAUUUAACAUGUGUCUGGCUAGUGGAUUAUUACACUGUCUUAAUUUCCUUCCUACACUACCUUUUUCCAGAGACUAUUUUGUAGGAUGCUUGUUUGCCUUGUACCUGUACUUAGGAAGAAAAGUUGGAUAUUAUCUCUAUGAAGAUGCUGUUAGAAAAUGGAACCUUGAAAAGUUCUUUUUGAAUUUAAACUUUUAAUACAUGUGUAAAACUUUUAUGGAUUGGUUUGGCAGUCUUUUUACAAAGAUAUGGGUUUUUUUUUUGUUUGCAGCUUAAGUAGGCAGGGUUGAAAUAUCAGAAGCUAAUAAAAACCUUUUGCUUCUA